Boleophthalmus pectinirostris (great blue-spotted mudskipper) is the source of this 1735-nucleotide messenger RNA. RefSeq names its product sphingosine 1-phosphate receptor 3. Gene Ontology annotation, molecular function: sphingosine-1-phosphate receptor activity. Bases 208 to 1338 code for a protein of 376 amino acids. The record is from RefSeq and is a predicted model, not a curated record. The transcript is spliced from 2 exons. Gene Ontology annotation, cellular component: membrane. Gene Ontology annotation, biological process: G protein-coupled receptor signaling pathway. Lineage: Eukaryota; Metazoa; Chordata; Actinopteri; Gobiiformes; Gobiidae.
CGACCAAGAGGAGCGACAGUGUCCUCACUCAGAGCUUUGUUAUAGACCGUGGAUUCAAGUACCCUUUUAAAAGUAAUAUGAAAUGUGCGUUUUUCAGCGUGCCUUAUAUUUUGGACUUGAUAAGAACUGCAGACAUCACACGUUGCCCAAGGUGACACUGUAUACAGUGGAGCCAUCUCCUUCAUCUGACAUCCAGUGGGCUCAUUCAUGAUGAUCAACCCUCAAAUUUACCUCCAUUACAACUACACCGGCAAGCUUGACCACCGGCCCAAUGUGGGCACCAGUCCUGGCACAGUGAACGUACAAACUAUUCUCUUCCUUGUCAUAUGCUGCUUCAUUGUUUUGGAGAACCUCACUGUUCUGGUGGCCAUAUGGAGGAACCACCGCUUUCACAAUCGCAUGUACUUUUUUAUUGGCAACCUGGCAUUGUGUGACCUCCUGUCUGGAGUCACUUACCUGGUGAACUUGCUGCUUUCUGGAGAUAGGACCCUCCAACUUUCCCCUGUUCUUUGGUUCAUCAGAGAGGGAAGCAUGUUUGUAGCACUCGGAGCAUCCAUUUUUAGUCUCCUGGCGAUUGCUAUUGAGAGACACUUGACUAUGAUCAAAAUGAGGCCCUAUGAUGCCAACAAAAACUACAGAGUAUUUCUGCUCAUUGGGGCUUGUUGGUUGAUUGCUAUAUCUCUUGGAACACUACCAAUUAUGGGUUGGAACUGCCUGGACAACUUGCCAGAUUGCUCAACGGUGCUGCCUCUCUAUACAAAGAAGUAUGUUGCUUUCUGUAUAACAGUUUUCAUGGUUUUGCUUCUAGCUAUGUCUAUCCUUUAUGCAAGGAUCUACAUAUUAGUCAAAUCAAGUAGUCGCAAAGUAAGCAAGCAUAGCAACUCUGAGCAUGCCAUGUCCCUACUUCGGACUGUCAUCAUUGUUGUAGGUGUCUUUAUUGCCUGCUGGACGCCAAUAUUUGUGUUACUUUUAGUGGAUGUUGCAUGUGAACAGCGAUGGAAGUGUCCCAUACUGUAUAAAGCAGACUGGUUUAUCGCUGUAGCAGUGAUCAAUUCUGCCAUGAAUCCUGUAAUUUACACACUGGCCAGCCGAGAAAUGAGGAGAGCAUUCCUCGGGUUAGUGUGCGGGCUUUGCUAUAGGGUGAACGCAUCUGCAAAUGGUAGUGGAGCAAAGAAGUCACUGGAACCAAGCCGGAGCAGAAGCAAGUCAUGGAGCAGCCAGAACAACCCCAAUCAAAACCAGCCCAUUGGGACAAGACCAGUACUGUUGGACCAGGAUGAAGCCAGUCAGAUGCCAGGCCAGGUGUCUGUGGUCAGUGGAGGUGCAACUGAAGGCUGAGGGACUGGCAUGAUAAAGAGUGAGAUGUACAUGCUGUGAAUGGGCUGGCUCCAACUGCUGGACAGUUAACAUAAUAGUAUUUAGUGUAUUUAGUAAUAUUUAUCUGCAUGUUCAUUGCAAUGUGUAAGCCAAUGUAAUUAGUCUAUGAAUGAACUGAUAUCUUCUCAACAUUUGACCACUAUGCAAAUGCUGUUGGCUGUCGCUAAUAUUGUAAUUAUUACACAUACUGUAGCCAAUUAUUUAAUCAAGAAGUAUGCAAAUGUUAUCUGGCUUUUCUUCUGCAAUUUUAUCAGCAUGAGCGAGUAAGUCAAUAAUUCCACAGAACCACUACAGCCUUUCAGUGUUUCAACAACUGUUGCAACAGUACUAUCAGUGGUUAUUCUUGAAAGAAAUUUAA